Molecule: messenger RNA, 372 nt
Organism: Suillus bovinus
Lineage: Eukaryota; Fungi; Basidiomycota; Agaricomycetes; Boletales; Suillaceae
Exons: 3
Coding region: 1-372 (123 amino acids)
Source: RefSeq, a predicted model, not a curated record
AUGGCAAUCACGGAGUGCUUCAAUGUUGAUGAUGUGGCCAGUAGAGUCAUUUCAGCUGUUGUAGGUGCUACGUUGGAUAACGAAAGGUUGGUUUGUGAUCAGGCAUUCAAGGCUGUCAAGCUUUUCAUCAAGCGUUUAGAGGCUCACACUUUGACUGUGCUGGAGACAGCCUUCACAGAAGACAGCGGAGAGGAUUUACCUGCGAGGCUUCCAGGUGCAUUCACCCAGGCUGGGCUUGCAACAGGCGCAGCAGCUGCUCUCACAGGGCGGGCUGUGUCGUCCCUUGGCAAAAAGGCACAUUUUAUUUUGUUUAUCAAAACUGAUAGCUUACGAUAUCCACCGCUCAGCUUGCCUCUGCUGACGUGCAAAUGA